This is a messenger RNA of Lachnellula hyalina, 915 nucleotides long. RefSeq names its product Protein rds1. The coding region runs from base 1 to 915 and encodes 304 amino acids. The record is from RefSeq and is a predicted model, not a curated record. The transcript has 2 exons. NCBI's taxonomy places the organism in Eukaryota, Fungi, Ascomycota, Leotiomycetes, Helotiales, Lachnaceae.
AUGAAGUACUCCAUCUCCCUCGCUGCUCUCGCAGCCGCUGGCAUGGUCUCAGCAGGACCAAUUGCAGUCCGUCAAUCGUCGACAGACAUCGAUGUUACGAUUCUGAACUACGCACUAACCCUGGAGCAUUUGGAGGACAAGUUCUACCGUGAAGGUCUUGCCAACUACUCCCAAGCAGACUUUGCCAGUGCUGGCUUUGACGCUACCUUUUACGCCAACCUUCAGGAAGUCUCCUACGAUGAGUCAACCCACGUCAGCUUCUUGACAAAGGCUCUCGGCUCUGCUGCCACGGCCGAAUGCACCUACUCCUUCCCCUCCACGGACCCAAAGUCCUUUGUCGCUCUCGCCGCUGUCCUCGAGGGCGUCGGAAUCUCAGCCUACCUCGGAGCAGCAGCCCUGAUCACCAACGCCGACUAUCUCACCGACGCCGGUUCCAUCCUGACCGUCGAGUCUCGCCACAACUCCUACCUCCGGGCUGCGCAGAAACAAUCCCCCUUCCCCCAGCCCUUCGACGUCCCCUUGGACUUUGACGAGGUCUACUCGCUCGCCUCGGCAUUCAUCGUGUCCUGUCCAGCAACCAACCCCACGCUACCCGUUAAGGCCUUUGCACCCCUCACGGUCACCACAACUGGGUCCGUCAAGAGCGGCGAUGUCAUCACGGUCGCUACCCCAGGCUACACUCUCGUUGCCGCUAACGGCAAGGAUCCGGUUUACGCUGCCUUCAUCACCGUCACUGGUCCUCUCAUCAGUGUCGCUACACCCACUACUGGUGGUUUCGAGGUCACGGUGCCCACGGGAAUCAACGGCCAGAGCUAUCUCGUUCUGACCUCAUGCAGCGACACCGUCACAGAUGAUACCAUCAAGGCCGGGCCAGUGAUUGUCGAGAUCACAAACCCCUAUCCAUCCACCUUGUAA